This is a messenger RNA of Electrophorus electricus (electric eel), 3139 nucleotides long. RefSeq names its product protein kinase, cAMP-dependent, regulatory, type I, alpha (tissue specific extinguisher 1) b (gene prkar1ab). Gene Ontology annotation, cellular component: cAMP-dependent protein kinase complex; cytosol. Gene Ontology annotation, biological process: negative regulation of cAMP-dependent protein kinase activity. Lineage: Eukaryota; Metazoa; Chordata; Actinopteri; Gymnotiformes; Gymnotidae. Gene Ontology annotation, molecular function: cAMP-dependent protein kinase inhibitor activity; cAMP binding; protein kinase A catalytic subunit binding. The record is from RefSeq and is a predicted model, not a curated record.
UUCCGGUGUAGCAGGCGUCCAAGGUUUGAGGAGACGAAAAAAAAAGCUGUCUUACUGUUCUAUCUAAAACACGCUAGGUAAAAUAAAAAGGAUUCAGGACGUUUGCCUCCCUCCUCUCCUCUCCUCACCUCACCUGAGUCAGAGGACCGAAGGUCAGAAGCCGCGGGUUAGCAUGGCGUCGGGCAGCGCAAGCAGCAGUGAGGAAGAGAGGAGCCUGCGUGAGUGUGAGCACUAUGUGCAGAAACACAACAUCCAGCAGCUGUUGAAGGACUGUAUCGUGCAGCUGUGCACCUCGCGGCCUGACAGACCGAUGGCCUUCCUCCGGGAGUACUUCGAGAGGCUCGAGAAGGAGGAAGCUAAACAGCUCCUGAACCAGCAGAAGGGCAGCUCUCGGUCGGACUCGCGAGAAGACGAGGUCUCUCCUCCCAUGAACCCCGUGGUGAAGGGUCGCCGCAGGAGGGGAGCCAUCAGUGCGGAGGUCUACACUGAAGAGGAUGCUGCCUCUUACGUCCGAAAGGUUAUUCCUAAAGACUACAAAACCAUGGCAGCUCUAGCCAAGGCUAUUGAAAAGAAUGUGCUUUUCUCACACCUGGAUGACAAUGAGAGAAGUGACAUAUUUGAUGCCAUGUUCCCAGUCACCUACAUUGCUGGGGAAAUUGUUAUUCAACAAGGCGACGAAGGUGAUAACUUCUAUGUAAUCGACCAGGGCGAAAUGGAUGUAUAUGUGAAUAGCGAGUGGGCGACCAGCAUUGGGGAGGGCGGCAGUUUUGGUGAAUUAGCGCUCAUCUACGGCACCCCUAGAGCUGCCACAGUCAGGGCCAAGACGGAUGUGAAACUCUGGGGCAUCGACAGAGACAGCUACAGAAGAAUACUGAUGGGGAGUACUCUAAGAAAGAGAAAAAUGUAUGAAGAAUUCCUAAGCAAAGUAUCUAUUUUAGAGUCCCUGGACAAGUGGGAACGUCUGACAGUGGCCGAUGCCCUGGAGCCCGUGCAGUUUGAGGACAGCCAGAAGAUUGUGGUGCAAGGAGAGCCUGGGGAUGAGUUCUUUAUUAUCCUGGAGGGCUGUGCGGCCGUGUUGCAGCGGAGGUCUGAGAACGAGGAGUUUGUGGAGGUUGGCCGGUUAGGACCAUCUGACUACUUCGGUGAGAUUGCACUGUUGAUGAACCGGCCCCGUGCCGCAACCGUGGUGGCUCGCGGCCCACUCAAGUGCGUGAAGUUGGACCGACCGCGAUUCGAGCGUGUGCUGGGCCCCUGCUCCGACAUCCUCAAACGCAACAUCCAGCAGUACAACAGCUUCGUGUCCCUGUCUGUCUGAAGUCUGCACACUCACACUCACUCAAUCUUGUUUCAACAGUAAGGUCCACACAUGCAAUUGGCUUUUAUUUCUAUCUUUCUACCUUUUUUUUGCAUAAUUUCUCACCAUCUACACUCAACCUUCCCUACAGCAGUGUGCAUGCAUGUCAAAUCUAACGUCAUCAGUACUCCCUUCGACACACCAGUGAAGGGUCAGACAAUCAAACUUUGGAAUUUACUUUAGACUUAUUUUAAACUAUUGUAGACAGGCGAUAAGAAGGGAGGAGUGAGAUUAUAUUUUUUAAAAGUUAUUUUCAAGAAAGCCCUUACAUUGUUUUCUUUUGGCUUGCUAUACUUUAAUUGAAGUAGUUUUCUAAGCUGUUUUGUAAGAAUAUGAUCUGCAGAAGCAGUUAUAGAUCUCCUUCUGCAUCCUUAUAUACUGACUGUAUGCAUGCUUAUAAAGUUCUUCUUUAUUAAGCAUUAUGUGUCUUAUGUGCUCCCCACUUUACUGUUCCAUUCACACCUGUAAAAGUGGUUUCAGAAAUAGAUUGUAUGUAGCAUCCCCUGAAGUGAAGGAGCUGUAUAUUUCUUUUUCUUGCAACCAUUCCAGCAUACUGUCUCAGUAGUUUUCUAGCUGCUUUACACAUUUGCAUGUCCCAACAUAUUUGAGCUACAUGCAUCCUCCAGAUUGAUUAGAUUGCAGAUUUGACACUCACUGGGAAUAUAAGACUGGCUUGUAUCUUAGUUUUAUCUGAAUCUGUGUGAAAGAGCAUACUAUUAGUUUAGUUCCCGAGCCAGUGCCAAAAUCCAGGCUAGUACAGUAGGUCUUCUUUAAAGUCAUAAUGCAGAAUGUCAGUCAAAAGCAUUUCGAAUUAGCAUGUUACCAGUUUUAAUCAAACUAAGCGGAACAAGAUUAUAUAACCCAUAGACACAAUUUGUGUAGCUUUCUAAGCGCCAGUAUUAGAAAUGCUGUCAGUAUGUUCUCAUUAAGUUGUUCCCCACCAUGAUUUUUAAUCAUUCAACUUUGGUUUCAGAUCUAUUUUAGAAGCUUGGUGCCAUAAGCAUUACGGGAUGCAUGCACACCAUUUUCUGCUCUUCAUGCAGUUGUUACUUUGUGUGAAAUAUGUUUUGCACAGGUUUGUUGCACUUGAAAUUUAGAGAAAAUAAAAUAUAUUCAGGAAAAGGACAUUGGUGGCAUAACAUGUUGAAGUGUCCACGGUUUUUGACAUUCAGUGUUGAAAUGCUGAACCCAAAACCCACACUGGCUCCAUACUAUGUUGUGCUACAAAGAUUUUUUCAAUAUUGUCUAUUUUAUUUCAUGUGUAUGCAUAUCAAGGAGUUUCAACUACAACCAUAUCCGGUUACUUCUGUUGCCACAGAAAGGACUCCAUUCUGAGACAACUGUGAGAUAAAUGUGUUCAUAUUCUUUUCUGUCCUAUAUCACAUUCUUUCUGGCUUGAUUUUAAAUAUUUAUUAACAACAUUUAUGCCCCCAAAACGUUAUCCCUGAGUUUAUCACUCACAGUCAUCGUUAUAUUUUAUGGCAUUGUAUGUCUGUAUAAAUGAAUGGCUUGAAGAGUGGUCAUAUGAACAUGUCUGUAUGAACAAAUAUUAAUAUAGCUUGCCUUUGCUUUAGUUAUUAAAAGUACAUGCUCUAGCUAGACCAGGCUUUGAGCUCAUUUUGUGAGGUCUGCAGUCAUUUGAACUGCAACUACUAUUCACAGUGGACCAUUUUUUUCUCUUCUUUUUCUACCCAAACUGUUGCUUUCCAGUGUCUUGUCCAAAUGAUAAUCUUUUUGAUAGAGGUUCUAAUGGCAGUUUAAGCAAUAAAAAGUGGUAUUAAUUAA